Camelus dromedarius (Arabian camel) is the source of this 4961-nucleotide messenger RNA. It is a transcript of the gene TINF2, whose product is annotated as TERF1 interacting nuclear factor 2. The coding region runs from base 348 to 1709 and encodes 453 amino acids. Gene Ontology annotation, biological process: telomere capping; regulation of telomere maintenance via telomere lengthening. The record is from RefSeq and is a predicted model, not a curated record. Gene Ontology annotation, cellular component: shelterin complex. NCBI's taxonomy places the organism in Eukaryota, Metazoa, Chordata, Mammalia, Artiodactyla, Camelidae. The transcript has 9 exons. Gene Ontology annotation, molecular function: telomeric repeat DNA binding.
CAUUGGUUCUCCACUCCCAGCCUUUUCCGGAGUAGGGAAACUGGUCGCAGGGCUGGAAGUAAGGUACCCUUCGGCUUCGAGACAGCGGCGGCACUAAGGCAGAGCGGCCUGGUGCCAGUGGAGCUGUCCGUCUUCUCCAUUCAGCCUCCAGCCCGAGGUGGAGAAAACCCCUAGAAUUCUGGCGGCCUAUGGGAGGGCGCAGAGUCGGGUCGCGAAGUAUCCAGCGCAGACAGAAAUAGCGGAGCCACUGAGGGCCACCGAAAGCCCCGCCCCUAGGAGGAGUCGGGAGGCCUCUGGGUGGAGGUAGGAACCCAAAGGGACGGCCCUUGGGGUUGAGCCCGCCGGCCAUGGCCACGCCUCCGGAGGCCGGUCCCGCAGCUCUGCGGUUCGUAGCCGCUGCCAGCUGGCAAGUCGUGCGCGGACGCUGCGUGGAGCAUUUUCCGCGAGUGUUGGAGUUUCUGCGAUCCCUGCGUGCUGCUGCUCCUGGUUUGGUUCGCUACCGGCACCAUGAACGUCUGUGUAUGGGCCUAAAGGCCAAGCUGGUGGUGGAUCUGGUCCUGCAGGGCCGGCCUUGGGCCCAGGUUCUGAAUGCCCUGCAUCACCACUUCCCGGAGUCUGGACCUGUAGUGCGGGACCCCAAAGCUACGAAGCAGGAUCUGAAGAAGAUCUCAGAGGCCCAGAAAACCUUUUGUCAGCAGGUGGAGCAGCUUGCAGAAGCCCCCAUUGAUUUGGCUUUGAAGCUACAGGAACUUGAACAAGAGUAUGGGGAACCCUUUCUGGCUGCCAUGGAAAAGCUGUUUUUUGAAUACUUGUGUCAGCUGGAAAAAGCACUGCCAACACUGCAGGCACAGCAGCUUCAGGAUGUGCUGAGUUGGAUGCAGCCUGGAGUUUCCAUCACUUCUUCUUUUGCCCUGAGCCAGUAUGGUGUGGACAUGGGGUGGCCACUUCCAGAGCGCUCUGCUCCUGAUUCAAGGAACAUGACAGGGCCCAGGGAGCAGAGUCCUCCUCAGCAACAAAGACCAGCAUGCCAGGAUCAUCUGCCAAAAGCCAGACCUAGCCUACACCUUCCUCAGGGACCAGCCUCAAGGAAGCAGCCGGAAACUGUGACUGGCCACCAGUUCAAUCUGGCCCCUCUCGGCCGGCGAAGAGUCCAGUCCCGGUGGGCAUCCACUAGCAGAGGCCGUAAGGAGCGCCCCACCGUCAUGUUGUUCCCCUUUAGGAAUCUGGGUUCACCAGCCCAGGUCCUGUCUAAGCCUGAGAACAGGGAAGAACAUGGGACACACACAGCACAUCCAGCAGGGGCUGUGGGCACAAGAGCAGCCUCCGCUGCAAAGUCUAAGAGUCCAUCCAAGACCCUGGGGGGAAGGGAGCUGAAGGAGAACCCAGUUGAUUUGUCUGCCUCGGAGCAAAAGGAGAACUGCUUGGAUUGCCCCAUAGACCCUCUGAGGUUGUCGUUAUCGCCACCUAGGGCCAGGAAGCCAGUGUGUCCUCCAUCUCUGUGCAACUCUGACAUUACCAUAGGGGACUUGGUUUUGGACUCCGAUGAGGAAGAAAAUGGCCAAAGGGAAGGAAGGGAUUCUUUGGGAAACUAUCAGAAGACAAAGUUUGACACCCUGAUCCCCACCUUCUGUGAAUACUUGCCUCCUUCUGGCCCCAAUGCCAUAUCUGUCCCUUUCUGUGACCACGUAGACAGUUCUGGGCUCCUGUGAUAGGACUGGAGCGCCCGUGGCAUUCUGCCUGUCUUCCUUCCUCCUCAGCUCUGCACGCAGUUCAGGAGGAAUCAAGUGGAAGCCCAGGCUUGGGCUGCCUGACCACACUGCUAAAAUUAUUUUGUAAUGCUUGAUAAUUAAAUCUUGGAUUUGUUAAAACACUGUCCUGGUGUGAAGGAGGGGACCAGAGGCUUCUGUAAGGUGAGUGUAGGUCAUUGCUUAGGAACAGAACCGGCCUCUCCAGGGCUGGAAGAAUCUUUUUGCCAUUUCCUUCCUUUCGAAAGUGUCGUUCUGACAUGCCCAAAAGGGUUACCAGGACUGAGAGUCUGGAAGAGAAAUUUCCUUUUGCUAUUCUGAAAAUAUGACGUGUGUCCUGAUGCCAGAAUACACUUUGGGAAUUCUCAUGCUGCCAGGGUACCUGGAGGUGGUGGCACAGGAUGGAGAUAUUUCAUGGGGAAAGUCCUCACUGUCCUUGACUCCACUGGGUCAAUGCCAACUCCUCCACUUGCCAUGGAGCAGCAGCCAGAUGCAAGCCUUGAGCAAAAAACUCCAGAAUCUCUUUAUAGUCAUUGGGAUCUCGCUUUAUUGAGGUAUUUUAAAUAUGUAAACACUUCUGAGCUUGGUAGCUAUUCAAAGAUCCUGUUUAAUAAAAUCUGAUUAACAAAACAUGAUUCCAAAAGCCUACCUCUUUCAGACCAGGGCCAAACAACAAUUACGUAUGAAUUAGCAUCUUUUCCUUUUAAUAAUCUUCAGGAUGCUGGGUCCCCAGAUUCCCAUUUGAUUACCUUACUUCAUUUUUCCCAGCCUGCCUUCCUUGCUUCCUCCCCAGGGAGUGCCCUGGGCAUUUUGCGUGUGCAGACAGAAUUACAGAAUUAUUGCCGGAGCCCUCGGGAGAGAGAGGAUAUGAAGUGACUGAGUAAUAGCCAUAGAAGCCGGGAUGGGGCAGGGGCCCACUUGGCAGCCCUGUGGUGGGGUGCUGGCGCCCUGGGAGGGCAGAACUGCUGGGGUCUAGCUCUCGUCACUGAAGAUCGGAUUCACCUGCUGGGUGACACGGAUGAAGGUAGUUCUCCGGCUCAGCUCCUUCAGCUUAGCUGCUCCCACGUAGGUACAUGUGGAGCGGAUGCCUCCAAGAAUGUCUCGAAUGGUAUGUUCCACCUCCCCUUUAAAGGGCACCUCCACUGUCUUUCCCUCUGAGGCCCUUUGAGGAGGAAAAGCUUUCUUACCUUUCCCUUCUGGAUUCCUUAAGCCCAAUGACUCUUCCCCAGUCUCUAGCAUUUAGCCCAGUUCACUACUUUUCUUCUGAGACCUGUACCAUCCAUCUUUCAGCAGCCAUGACUUCUGUCCCCACCCUACUUGGAAAGUCACGCUUUCCAGGAACCCUCAGCUUCUGGCCUCCACACCUACCUGUACUCAGCCACGCCCCCAGCAUACUUCUUCAUGGCCAUUUCAGAACUCAUUCCAUAGAAGAGCUUGUACUUCUUGCCAUCUCUCUCGAUGAGCUCGCCACCUGACUCAGUGUGCCCAGCCAGCAUGCCACCCAGCAUCACGAAGUCAGCCCCUGCCCCUGCCGGCACCAACCAGAGGGGAGAGAGAUGAACCUGGCUCCUGUGCCCACAUGCUCACCCUGCAAAGCAGCUUACACCAAAUUCUCAGGCAUGAUGAUUCCUGCACCUUCCUGUUUCCCUAGCUGACCCACAACCCAGUGUACAGGCCCGCUCUGCCCAAGCCUCUAUUCCUCAAUGGGCCUGACUUUUCCAAGAAUUUAGAAAGAGCCUCUGGAGAUGCCCUGCCUGGCUUCUGCUCUCCUUUUUGCUGCUUUCACCAUUGUUUUGUCACCUCUUUUUGUACCGUGCCCAGAGGCUCACUUCAAGUGUCCCAAGAGCAAAGAUCUCCAGCUUUAGUGUGAGCAAAGAUCACCUAGGAAGCUGUGGAAGUGCAGAUGUGCAGCCCCCUCCCGGAGCCAGUUUCUGUGGGCCUAGGUGGGGCUCAGGCAUCUGCAUCACCCAGCAGUAUAAGGACGGUGUGGAUGGUCCUGGCCCACACUUGGAGAGUCUGUAUCAGAGUCUUGGGAUUUCCCUGCGCUUGCCCCAGGUGACACCACAGGCUUCUGAGUCACUAGUCAUAAAAGAAUCUGAACAGCUUUCUUGGCCUUUCCUAGCCUGAUCCCAGACCCUCAGAGGUGACUUGUCCUCUUCUACAGGAUCCUCCUUCCAUGCCCUCCCGACGUCCUUACCGAAAGCCUUGGCCACAUCCCCGGGACAGCUGCAGCCUCCAUCCUGCAAAGUAAGGAGCACUAUGAAGAGAGAGCGUGGAUUUCCCAAGCUCUCUAAACAAUGUCCCAGUGGCCCACCUCAAAGCUGACAGGAACCCAGGAAUCCUGAUUCACCUCUACCAGAGCCUCUGGACCUGGCAGAAAACCCAGCUGUUUGGCAGCCUCAUACCCUGCACCCUGCCGUGGGGCCUUACAGAAAUGAUAUGGCCUUUGAGGCCGUGAGCAGCAUCUGCACACUCCAUCACUGCACUCAGCUGUGGAUACCCCACUCCAGUCUUCUUCCGGGUGGUACACACAGAGCCUGAGAAGAACAUGACAAGGAUGAGAAGGACGUUCUCCACAGGUGUUUGCCACUGAAGGGGGUAGCCAGUGGUCCCCAAUGAACCAGCUUACCUGGUCCAAUCCCCACCUUGAUGAUGUCAGCCCCGGAGAGGAUCAACUCUUCCACCAUCUCUCCUGUUACCACGUUUCCCGCCUGGGACAGCACCAUCAAAACAGUGUUCUUAGGGUCAUAAACAGAGGAGGUGGUGUGCUUCCAACAUUAUUACAAAGAAAGGUACCUGGCUUCCCUCUCCUGGGCCCUCUGAGGGCUUUUAGACAACCCACUUCAAAGGACUCUGCUUCCCAAGCUGAGGUAAGGGGGUGAGUGGCCAGUGUCACUGUCGUACUAGGGUAAAUCUGGGGUUCAGCUGGACUGAGCUCACAUCUGAUUUACAGUAGAUUUCUCUCCCCGUCCCUGCCAGAAGACCCAGACACAUCCUGUGCUUAAACUGUUAUGUCAUGAAACCUCUGGCUUCAGGGAAAGGGGAAAGACAUGGUAAUGAAGGCUGAAUGAAUACCAUCUACACAGUUAUAUUUGCUGUUGAUGGGCAGAACAGAGACCCCCUAAAUGCUGUGAAGAGAAUGAGGCCUUGGCAUCACUCCCCUAAGCUUGUAAAAGCAAAUAAAUAAAUAAAUAAACAAACAAACAAACAAACAAA